UUGUAAAUAAAUCUCGAGGCCCGUGGUUAGGAUCGAGAGGGUCGAUGCAGUGAUUCCGAGCAUUGGAAACGGUGUUCAUGCGGUCGUACUUGGGUGUGUGUAGCCAGCCUCUCGGUGACCCGUUUUCCGGGGGUGACCCUGGACCAUCCAGCCAUUCCGGCUAUCAAAAGGUCGACAUCUUCUCGGCUCAUGGAGAGAAACACUCUUAACAAAAGUCUUAUCUCUGUCCGUGGCCUGCAAAGUCAACAACCCGAGUCAUGGCAUCCUCUCAGUCGCCCGAUUCCUCAUCCAAUCCCUCAGUUUCAUCCAGUUCAAGUCCCAGUAACGUUGUCAACGGUCAUCUCAACAAUGCCCAUCGAAUGCGAGUAACCAUGUCCUUGGCCGAUAUGAAGCAAGUCCAAACCCCGACCUCCACCUCCAAUGAGGAACCACCCACAAGCCCUAUGGGAAUACCCAGUUCCAAUCUACGAGGCAUGGACCACAGACGGGGCAGUCUGGCCACGCCCGAGGAAUUUGUUCGGAAAUUCCAGGGUAAACGUGCCAUCAACAAGGUUCUAAUUGCCAACAAUGGCAUUGCAGCCGUGAAGUGCAUCCGAUCGAUCCGAAGAUGGUCCUACGAAAAUUUCCCGUCCAAAGAGCGAGCCAUUAAGUUUGUGGUCAUGGUGACCCCCGAGGACCUCAAAGCCAAUGCUGAAUAUAUCAAGAUGGCUGAUUAUGUGUGUCAGGUCAAAGGUGGUUCCAACAACAACAACUAUGCCAACGUUGAUCUCAUCUUGAAUAUUGCCAAACGUUACAAUGUCGAAGCCGUGUGGGCGGGUUGGGGUCAUGCCUCCGAGAACCCCAAGCUUCCGGAAAUGUUGUCCAAAAACAAUAUCAUGUUCAUGGGUCCGAACGAGCACGCCAUGUGGCUUCUGGGUGACAAGAUUGCUUCGUCCAUCGUGGCUCAAACUGCUGGUAUUCCCACCAUGCCAUGGUCGGGGUCCGGACUUGUGGCGGAUUACGUGGAAGGCACGAAAGUGAAAGUCAGCAAAGAGCUCUUCCGUCAGGCUUGUGUGAAGAAUCUGGAAGAGGGCUUGAAAGCAGCACAAAAGAUUGGAUUCCCAGUCAUGAUUAAGGCCAGUGAAGGCGGGGGUGGCAAGGGAAUUCGAAAGGCCGAAUGUGAAGAUGACUUUAAAAAGCAAUAUCCCCAAGUCCAAUUGGAAGUUCCUGGCUCUCCAGUAUUCAUCAUGAAACUAGCGAGAAAUGCUCGCCAUCUCGAAGUGCAACUCUUGGCUGAUGAAUAUGGCAAUGCCAUUUCCCUCUUUGGCCGUGAUUGUUCCAUUCAACGGCGCCAUCAAAAGAUCAUCGAAGAAGCCCCUGUUGUAAUUGCCAAGCCUGAGAUCUUCAAAGAAAUGGAGAAAGCCGCCGUGCGAUUGGCUGAAAUGGUUGGUUAUCGCAGCACCGGAACCGUCGAGUACCUCUAUGACGACACCGGCAGAUGGUACUUCUUGGAGCUGAAUCCCCGUCUUCAAGUCGAGCAUCCGUGUACGGAAAUGGUGGCCAAUGUGAAUCUUCCCGCUUCGCAAUUGAUGGUGGCCAUGGGAAUCCCUCUGCAUAGGAUGAAAAGCAUUCGUCAACUCUAUGGACGAGAUGGAAGUGGGUCCGAUCCCAUCGACUUUAAGAAUCCCACCCACCCUCCUAGACCUAACGGCCACGUGAUAGCGGCUCGAAUCACGUCUGAGAAUCCCGAUGAAGGGUUUAAACCCAGUGCAGGCACCGUCCAUGAACUCAAUUUUAAAAGCAACAAGAAUGUGUGGGGAUACUUCUCGGUCUCGGCUUCAGGAGGUUUGCAUGAGUUUGCCGAUUCCCAAUUUGGACAUUGCUUCAGUUGGGGUGAAGAUCGUGAGCAAGCCCGUGAGAAUUUGGUGGUGGCCCUCAAGGAACUCUCCAUUCGAGGUGAUUUCCGCACCAUCGUGGAGCAUUUAGUUAUGAUCCUGGAGAAGAGCGAGUUCCUUUACAACUCCUUGAACACAGGAUGGUUGGAUUGUCUCAUCGCGAAGAAAGAACAAGCUGAUAAACCCGACCUGAAUUUGUCAUUGAUUUGUGGCGCCUUGAACGUAGCGGAUGAGAUUAUCUCGAGCAAUUUCCAAUCCUUCAAAGCCUUCUUGGAUCGAGGUCAAACUCAACCUGCCACAUUCUUGAAGAAUAGUACCAAUGUGGAUCUCAUUUUUGGUGGCUUCAAGUACACGAUGCGCACUACUAAAACUGGACCCACUCAGUACAUGGUGGAAUUGAAUGGCACCAUGAAGGAGGUGGAUGUCCACCAUAUGACCGAUGGGCAAUUGCUGGUGUCCGUGGAUGGCCUCACCCACACCACUUACAUGCACGAGAGUGCCGAUCAAUACCGAGUCGUUGUGGGCAACCAAACCGUGGUGUUUGAGAAGGAGAACGACCCCUCCAUGUUGAUGUCGCCCUCGACCGGAAAGCUGCUCAAGUAUUUGGUCGCAGAUGGCGAUCAUAUCAGAAACGAAGAGCCCUACGCUGAGAUGGAAGUCAUGAAAAUGGUGACCACCCUGCAUGUCAAAGAGAGCGGCGUGAUCACUUUCUGCAAACGGCCCGGUGCCAUUUUGGAGAGCGGUUCAACCAUCGCCAAGUUGAGCUUGGAUGAUCCAGCCCAAUGCAAACGAGCCGAGGCCUACAUGGGGCCUGGUUUCCCAUCGCAAGGGGAUGAUGUUCCCGCUCAAGCCAUGAAUCUGUCACAAGGUUACAUCCACGCCAAGCAAACGCUGGACAACGCGUUGGCGGGAUAUUGUUGUCCGGAUGAGCAUUUCAAAGACUUCAUUGAGAAGACCAUAAACGACCUCAUGAUGUACUUGAAGGAUCCAAAGCUCCCUCUCGAUGAGAUGAAGGAAGUCAUGGCCUCUAUCCAAGGGCGCAUUCCCUACAAAGUAGAACGGCCAAUCAUUAAGGCGUUGUCCAUGUAUGAGCAGAACAUCACCUCAGUCCUGGCCCAAUUCCCUGCUCAGAAGAUCACCACCGAGUUGACGGCAUACUUGUCCUCGGUGGAUCCCAAAGACAAGGACAUUGUCGAACUCACCAUUCAACCCAUCAUCGAACUUUGCAAUCGCUACAAGCACGGUGUGAAAGGUCAAAUGAAACACACCGUGUGUGAUCUGAUCCAGCGCUAUCUUGAUGUCGAGAAGCUCUUUCAAGUCGGACAUUACGACAAGGUUGUGUCAACUAUGCGCGAAAUGAACAAGGAUAAUAUUGAUCUCGUGGUUGAGCGCGUCUUUGCCCACACUCAAUAUCGACACCGGAACAUGCUAAUCACAGCUCUCUUGGAUACGUUGUGGGCCAAGGAUCCUCGGAUGAUCAAGAGCAUCAAACAGGCUCUCUUGUCUCUGACUGAUCUGGUCCGCCCAGAGAAUGCCACGGUUCUUCUCAAGGCCAGAACCAUUUUGAUCGCUUCGGAGAAGCCCUCAUACGAGUUGCGACACAAUCACAUGGAGAAGAUGUUUUUGGAUGCCAUUAACAAGACCGAGGACAUGCACGGAGAUCUUCAAAAGAUGAUCACUGACGAUAGCUCUAUUUUUGACGUGCUUGGGGAUUUCUUCUACCACAAUGAAGACGCUGUCAAAGGAGCCGCUUUGGAGGUGUACGUGAGGAGAGCUUUUACCUCCUAUGAGGUGACUGGACUCACCAAUCUUCGAUUGGAUUGCUCCCAAUACGCUGUGAAAUUCGACUUCUUGCUCCCACAAUCUCAUCCGAAUCGAUCCUACCAUCGGGUGAGAAAUAUGACACGCCCUGCGUCCACUUUCAUGCCCCUCCCAGAAGAUUGUCAAAGACACGGGGUCAUGACAGCCUUUUCCUCGUUUGAAGAGUUCCAACUGAACUUUGACGACGUCCUUGAUCUCUUCUAUCAAAGCCCGCCCCUCUCUCCAUAUGAAGAUGGAAAUCGCUUUGCUUUCCAUCACGUGGGAUCUCCCAACUCCUUCGAUGAUCGCAAGCACUCUGAAAUGGAUGAAGAAUCUAAGGAGCCCAUGAAUAUCUUGAAUAUUGCCAUCAAGAUCCCCAAAACACUAAGCGAUGACAAGAUCAGCGAAAUGUUCCAUACCUUCUGUUCGGAGAACCACGACGAUCUGGUGGAGAAAAAGAUGCGAAGGAUUACUUUCAUCGUUCUGCGUCCGAAAGAGUUUCCAAAGUAUUUCACGUAUCGUGCCCGAACAGAUUUCGGCGAGGAUCUCAUUUACCGACAUCUGGAGCCGGCUUUGGCAUUUCAAUUGGAACUCAAUCGCUUGAAGAACUAUGAUCUUGAAUCCAUCCCAACAUCCAAUCACAAAAUGAGAUUGUACUUGGGCAAGGCCAAAGUGGCGGGUGGACGCGAAGUCAGUGAUUAUCGCUUCUUCAUACGGUCGAUCAUUCGGCACUCGGACUUAGUGACAACGGAAGCCUCGUUUGAGUAUCUCAAGAACGAAGGAGAGAGAUUGCUUCUUGAGUCAUUGGACGAACUCGAAGUGGCCUUCACGCAUCCAAUGGCCAAGAAGACGGAUGGAAACCAUAUUUUCCUAAACUUUGUGCCCACGGUGAACAUGGAUCCUCUGAAGAUUGCGGAAGACGUCCAAUCUCAAAUUCUUACGCGAUACGCUCCACGAUUGAUGAAGCUCAAAGUGAAAUUUGCCGAGAUUCGAAUGGCCAUCCGGCAGCCGUCUCAGCAGAAGAGCUCAAUUUUCCGAUUGUGCAUUAGUAAUGAUGCCGGAUAUAUCCUGAGUCUUCAAUUAUACAGAGAAGUGACCGAUCCCCAAACAGGAGUGAUCAAGUUCAUCUCAUUCGGUCUAGAACAAGGACCGUGGCACGGACUCCCCGUUUCCACACCUUACAUGACAAAGGACUUUUUAGAAACGAAGCGCAGCAAGGCUCAAGCCUUGGAAACGACCUUUGUGUAUGACUACCCCGAUAUUUUCAAGGUGGGAUUGAAGGAGGCGUGGCGGUCUUAUGCCAAAAGGUCAGGCUCGACAGAGCUCAUUCCCAAAGACUCUGAAAUGUUCCAAUGCACCGAACUCGUUUUAACCCCUGAUGAGAGCAAAGUGAUCGAGAGGAAACGUUACCCUGGCGAGAACUCAAUAGCCAUGGUCGCUUGGAAGAUGUCAAUGAAAACCCCCGAGUACCCAGAGGGUCGCGACAUUAUUGUUAUCGCCAACGACAUCACCAUCAACAUCGGUUCAUUUGGUCCCAAAGAGGACAUUCUGUUCCUUCGAGCUUCUGAAUUGGCGCGCAAGCUGAAGAUUCCGCGGAUUUAUUUAGCCGCCAAUUCAGGUGCCCGAAUUGGGCUGGCCAAGGAGGUGAUGGAACUUUUCCGAGUAGCUUGGGAAGAUCCCGACGAUCCGGAGAAAGGUUUCAAAUACCUUUAUCUAACCUCAGACGACUACUUAGCCUUGAAAGACAAAUCCUCGGAACCCAUCGUUCACACGGAGUUGAUCCAGGAAGAGGGCGAGAGUCGGUUCAAAAUCACGGAUAUCGUGGGUCAGGCCAAUGACAUCGGAGUGGAAAACCUAAGUGCUGCGGGUCUGAUCGCAGGAGAGACCUCUCAAGCUUACCAAGAAGUUGUGACGAUCUCCAUGACCACAGCUCGAGCCAUUGGUAUCGGUGCAUAUUUGGUUCGCUUGGGACAGAGAGUGGUUCAAAUCGAAAAUUCCGCCAUCAUUCUGACUGGAGCAUCGGCAUUAAACAAGUUACUCGGCCGCGAGGUCUACACAUCCAAUACACAACUAGGAGGAGUGCAAAUCAUGUACAACAAUGGAGUUACCCACAAGACGGAACGCAACGAUAUCGACGGCAUUCGAAGAAUUCUCAAGUGGCUGUCCUAUGUUCCCAAGCAUAAUGGAGCUAGUUUACCGAUGGUAAUAGCCAAAGACCCCGUGAGCCGUCAAAUCGGCUACUAUCCACCCCAAGAUGCGGCUUAUGAUCCUCGAUGGCUUCUGGAAGGAUACGGCGAAGGGGACGAUCAUUUGCCGGGUUUCUUUGAUCGGGGCUCUUUUGAUGAGAUCAUGUCCAUGUGGGCCCAGAGUGUGGUCACAGGUCGAGCUCAAUUGGGUGGAAUUCCGGUGGGUGUGAUUGCGGUGGAAACCAGAACGAUUGAAUUGGAACUCCCGGCCGACCCAGCCAACCCCGACUCGGAAGCCAAAGUCAUAUCACAAGCCGGCCAGGUGUGGUUCCCUGAUUCCGCCUUCAAAACCGCCCAAGCCAUCUACGACUUCAAUAAAGAGGAGCUGCCACUGAUUGUGUUUGCCAAUUGGCGAGGGUUCUCCGGUGGCAUGAAAGAUAUGUAUGAGCAAGUGAUCAAAUUCGGUGCCAUGAUUGUUGAUGCGCUCCACGCGUACAAUCAACCCAUUCUCAUUUACAUUCCUCCUUUCGGGGAACUCCGAGGCGGAUCUUGGGUGGUGAUUGAUCCUACUAUAAACGAACGUCAAAUGGAAAUGUACGCCGAUCCCAAUGCCCGCGGGGGUGUUCUAGAAGCCGAAGGUAUCGUGAGCAUCAAAAUGCGAAUGAAGGAGCAACGCCUAGUCAUGCAACGUCUCGAUCUCGAAAUGAACAAGCUCGGAACGGAGCUGAAAUCGCUGGAUCUCAUUCCGGAUCGCAAAGCCGAAAUUGAGGUGCUCAUGAAGAAGCGAGAGGAGAUUCUUGCCCCCAUGUUUCAUCAAGUGUCCGUUCAAUUUGCUGACCUCCACGACACACCCACUCGCAUGAAGGACAAGGGCGUGAUUCGCGAUAUCAUCCCUUGGGCAGAUGCCCGAAGCACCCUGUUCUGGCGACUCCGGAGACGUCUUUUGGAAGCCGAUAUCAAGAAGAAAAUGAGCGCGAGUAAGCCUCUGCUUCAAGAUGGGCAUGCGCAAGAAAUGCUGCGACGAUGGUUCAUCGAAGAUCAGGGCGAAAACAAUCGGUUCCUUUGGGAACAAGACAAGCCCUCCGUGGAUUGGCUCUCCACUCAAGUGAAAGAGGACGGUCGCUCGUCUGUGGUCCGAGAAAACCUCAAACUUCUUCGCCGCGAAACAGCCUUUGCCGAGUUCAAGAAGCUAUUGAACCGCAAUCCCGAUCUCUUGCACGAGGUUGGAGUUCACUUAGCGCAGAAGAUGACGGCCGAGAAACGAUCCGAGUUCCUCGAGGCCGUUUCCAAGAUCCAAGAGGAUGACGAACCGCAGCAAACGCUCGAGACCACAGAUGAUUCCUCGGAAAAUGGUGACAUUUAAUGAAAUGAAAUGAAAUUCGACUUUCAGCACCUUCUUUAUCAUCAUACCUUCUACAUUGUACUAUUCUAUUCAGGUUGAACCCAUGAUAGUCAAAACAAAAUUGUCAUGUUCUAUUUCGCUGAUUUUAAGCUAGUUGCAUUAUUACCAAUGUCUCAGAACGGUUUUAUAAUUCGAAAUAUACUCAUUGCUAUGAUUGGCAACAUUUGAUCAAUAA
Tigriopus californicus is the source of this 7437-nucleotide messenger RNA. It is a transcript of the gene ACC, whose product is annotated as acetyl-CoA carboxylase 1-like. The transcript has 6 exons. Gene Ontology annotation, biological process: fatty acid biosynthetic process. Gene Ontology annotation, molecular function: acetyl-CoA carboxylase activity; metal ion binding; ATP binding. Lineage: Eukaryota; Metazoa; Arthropoda; Copepoda; Harpacticoida; Harpacticidae. The coding region runs from base 258 to 7223 and encodes 2321 amino acids. The record is from RefSeq and is a predicted model, not a curated record.